AUGGCACAGACUGCAACUCCAGCUGAUCGAUGUGCACCAGUCGCCCCUGUCAUCUCGGAGGGUGUUGUCUUACCACCAUGGAGUGAAGUUAUCAGCUUUGGUCGAAUAUACCUAGAGUUUGUGGAAAACCAGCCCUUUCCAAUGUUCGAGAGUGACUCUUUCAUUUCAAGCCUGGAGAGUCGCAGCUCUGAACUUAUCUACGCGCUGGUAGCGAUAGCUAUUCACUUCUCUCGGGAGCCGAUAUCGCUCGAGGUUAAGCAGGAGAGGUCAAAGGGUUAUUCGGACACUGCGCAUGUUCUUGCAUUCGCCCGGGUUUCGGGUAGCAGGGUGGAGCUUUCUACCAUCCAGACACUUCUUCUGUUGAGUCAUCUUGACAUACUUUGUGUGUCUAUCUACCGUGCAAACCUCCAAAAUUAUGCUGAUUACCUUUUAGGCGGCAACCGAGAGCAAUUCGCGAUUCACGCCAAUUUAGGAUUAACACUGGUUCAAAACGCAGUCUCAAAAAAACUUCAAACCUCAUCUUUAACCGGCUCGUCUGACGAAGAACUAAUCAGAUGCUCGUGGAACGCGAUACUUGUUCAGAACUUCUACACUGCCGCCGAUAUGACGAGCUUUGUGGAGCUUGUUCCGCGAUUGCCAGCCAGUCGUUCCAUACCACAGAGCAUGGUUCAGGGAAUUUCUAUUCCGAGGCAUAUCUUAAGUGAUCCCCAGCAGGGCAUCAUGGCGGUUCUCAUCAAUCUAAGUUCAGCGUGGUCCAAAAUGUGCAUAUACGUACGAGGACACGGCAGACUUGGCUCUCGUCCGCCACAAAUUCAUCGUUUCAAAUCAGUCAAAAUGGAGCAGCUUGGGCUGAAUCGGGAAUAUUGGGCACCGUGGUUUCUUACCCGUUUUGUAUACCACACAAUUGUGUGUCUCUUGAACCACCCUUUGAUGAUUAUGAUGCAAGUACAAGGGUAUGACCAUGUACCAGAGAUAUACCUACAACAAACAUCAUUUCUGAUUUCACAUCAUACGCACUGGGUGAAGGAUCUUCUUUCAAUUGUCGAAUCAGAAGAUCUCGGUUUAACAGACCCUUUGGCUGGAUAUUGCGUUGCCGCUGUUGCAACCAUCGAGCUGCACCUGAGCUUUUCUACAGAUGCCAGUGUCAGGAAAGAAAAGCGGAAGAGAUUCAUCAAAUGUGUCGAGUUUGUCGAAAAAGCCGGCGAGGUCUGGCCAGCCAUGGCUAUGAUGGUCGUCAAACUCAAGAAGCUCGAAGAAUCACUUAUUGCAUUACGCCAAGUCGCUUUUGAAAAUGACGGAAGUAUCUGUAUGGACCUUGAUCCCCUUUGGGAUAUACUCGAUAUACGGAAUAUUGGCACCGAGAGUCAACACGACAUGAAUGGCGUCUCGAUAUCAACAUCCCGGUUUCUAGAGUUAAAUAUCCCGCCUGCAGUCACCCCAGCGCCAAGUUCGAGCAAUCACAUGUUGAAUAUUGGGCAAAAUUUGAAUGAGCCUUCUAUUAUGGGUCGGACGGAAUCAAUUCGCUCGCCUAUAGGUGUUUCUAAUACGGAGGUUGAUGAUAGCCUUCUGAUUUCCCCAACGCAAUUUUUUGACUUGGAGCCCUUCGAGCUAGGUGACUUCAAUGAAAUCUGGAAUAUAUAG
This is a messenger RNA of Penicillium crustosum, 1641 nucleotides long. Its product is annotated as fungal specific transcription factor domain-containing protein. NCBI's taxonomy places the organism in Eukaryota, Fungi, Ascomycota, Eurotiomycetes, Eurotiales, Aspergillaceae. The transcript has 3 exons. The coding region runs from base 1 to 1641 and encodes 546 amino acids. Gene Ontology annotation, cellular component: nucleus. The record is from RefSeq and is a predicted model, not a curated record.